Messenger RNA from Aaosphaeria arxii CBS 175.79, 1880 nucleotides. RefSeq lists its product as uncharacterized. Bases 375 to 1595 code for a protein of 406 amino acids. The transcript has a single exon. Lineage: Eukaryota; Fungi; Ascomycota; Dothideomycetes; Pleosporales. The record is from RefSeq and is a predicted model, not a curated record.
AUCCACCUUUCAUAAUAAAACUCUCUUCUCACCUACUACUAAAUUCCUUCCUAGAUAUCCCUUUCCUCCUCAAUUCAUUCUCUAUUCUUCCUUCCUUACCUACCUACCUACACAAUCAUCAAUCCAUACGUCUACAUUCUAUGAACCCAUGCGCCCGCCUGCGUCAUAAAUUCCACAGGAACAACCGCAUGUGACAACAUCACGUCCACUGCUUCUCCAGUAUUCCCGUCCCACACCGACUGCACACAAUUGCUUUGGUACAAAACUCCCUGUGUCCUCUCCUGUAAUCGGCUGCUGCCUCCUCAACUUGCGCGUUCCGGCUCAUCUCCCAUCUCCCGUCGCCAAUCUUCCUCGAUCCUCCCUCUCGUCUCAACAUGCCCGCCCUACUGCACAUCCCUACGCCCGACGCUCGUAGUCUGCUCCCCUCUCUACUUGCCUGCCUUUCCACAGCAACUGCCUCGAAACAGCCUCCUCCUGCAUUGCUGCCAUUGCUCUCUCCAAUCCUUCGACAGCGCCUUACACUUCUUGCAUCCGACAACUGGCUUGCGCUCCUCUCUUGGGAUACCCAAGUCGCGUCAAGGCUUCCCCAGACAAUCAGCAAUAUCCAUGUCGAACCGCACCCGGCCUCGGGUGAGAUCGAAGUAGAAGAACCAGAUCAGAUCCUAUACCGACGCUCAGACCCCGAAACACUACACUCUCGACUGGUCCUGGGCGAGUUUGAUCUCAUAGCAACAUAUCUGUGGUGCACUGGAGGGGAGGAGGGCGAUGGCUGGAGACUCGCAGAAUUGCGCAGCGUACAAGACUCAAAUGACGGCACACAAUGGUUCCCAAGCAUCGACCAAGCGAAUGAGGCAGGCUUCCAGAAGACUUCAUCGAGGCCAAGCGGAGGAGCUCACCAAACGCCUGCAACAACUGUCACAGCACCUGAGACCACAGCACAAAACGAGGAUGAUGGUGACGACGACGACGCCUACUGGGCCGCUUACGACCGCACACCAGGCCGAACACCACAACAGAAACGCUCUCCAGCUCCAGCAACCAAUUCUCGCGUGCAAAUAGGUCCCACUCAGGACGAACUCGAGUACUUUGCCCGGUAUGCACAAGAGGUUCAGCCUGCACUUGACGCUCAUGAUCCUGACGAAGAGGGUGCCGCUGAGGUCGAAUCUACAUUACAUGGAACCUCGCUACAACUUCCCCGCGAACCCCAAACGGAGCCUCUUGCAACAAAUCUAGGCCCCUUCGGAUAUGAUUCUUCACUUCCUCCAGCCUUUACGCACCCUACCGGCCCCGAUGGGCCCCUCAACGGAGCCGCACAUGAGGCCAAGGCGGAGCAUAUAGAAAAUGUAGAGGAUGAUCGGUAUGCUGCUUUGAACCACCCUCGUCCUUCAUCGUCCGCAUCAUCAAACUCGAUCGAAAGACUCGAGCGAGAAGCCGAGAGCCAUAGUCAGGCCGAGUUGGCCAUCAAACAGCACAUCAGCACCGAUCUUAAGAGCUUAUUCCGUUUAGCAAGGACAGCAGGUAUUGAUCGGGAAGAGUUCGAGAGGAUCAUCAGGAGGGAAUUGGAGGUCUUGCCCUUAUUAGAGCGAGACCAUUAGAGCGUGUAGCAGAGAAUUGGAGAACAGGACGGUUUUCUUGCCAUGUCAAAUGUAUUUGGUUUAAAAAACGCCAAUUGACAAAACUCGGUUGGCAUGGCGCAGGCUUCUUUUGGUUACAGCAUUUGGCAUAUUUCACAUUACCUUGUUGGCAUUUUCCUGGGUCACGCGGGCAAAGUCAUUACUUUGUAGUAGCUAGGGGUAUCAAUUCGUCACCCAAACCAUUGUAUCUUUACGACAUAUAUAGAGGUACAAUCGAAUUCAAUCAAGUAUGCAGCCACUUGGUGC